Callithrix jacchus (white-tufted-ear marmoset) is the source of this 5782-nucleotide messenger RNA. RefSeq names its product opioid growth factor receptor (gene OGFR). NCBI's taxonomy places the organism in Eukaryota, Metazoa, Chordata, Mammalia, Primates, Cebidae. Gene Ontology annotation, cellular component: membrane. The record is from RefSeq and is a predicted model, not a curated record. Gene Ontology annotation, molecular function: opioid growth factor receptor activity.
ACUGUGACAAGCACUUCAAAUACAAAAUGUUAGCAGGGCAGAAGAGGGUGGGCCCUCGGAGGUCAGGUGUCUUCCUGCUGAACGCUGCUGCCACUGCUGGGAGGUUGGUCACAGUGAAGUCCAGUGUUCCAUGAGCGACAAGACCAGCUCCGUCCCGGCCAGCCGUCACACCCCAGUGUCUUCUGCUUGAUGGUGCUUCUCUGCCAAUGGAGCCACCUCCACCACCUGGGAAUGUUCCUGGCCAUCGGUCCCUGGAGUUCCUCGCCAUGACGCAGAUCACAAGGCACCCACAAAAGGGGCAAAGCCAGGAACCCUGUGCGAUGCACUCGCCCAGCAUGGGUCCCAGUCUGCACCCAAACCCACUGUCACUUCUGGGGGGGAACAGCCGCAGGAAGCUGUUGGCCCAUGGCCUGCCUGAGCUGCAUCCCAAUGGUAGAAUAACUGCCUGGGGGGCCAUGUGUGUGCCUUCUAUCGAGCUGGGACAAAUCUACAGGCCUGCAGUAACAGCCUGCCGUGCAGAACGGGCACCGGGAGGGCCCCACAUUCACAGACCAAAGGACAGCCCGCCUGGCAUUCCUCCACUCACACCCCAAACUCUCAGCCCUGCAGCCGGGAGGGGUGGUGCCCCCUUGCCCAUGCCAUUGCUCCUUCAGGGUCAGCCUCAGUCAGUGCUUUGUGAUAGGUCCUGCCCUGGAGUCUUGGUCAGGAGAGCAACCUGGCCCGAGACAGUCCAGAAGCAGCAGGGGAAAGAAAGGGGGGCAAAUAUUAAUGGGUCAGCACUCGAUGGCCAGAAGUCCCUGCUCUCCACCCAGCCUCACUGUUCUAAACCUCCAUCUGAAACCGCACCUCCAGUGACCUCAGAAUGUGCUGGGAAAGCGGAAUUCAUAAACCUGCCUCAUCUCAAUGAUUGUUUACAUUUUGCUGCACUUCCAGGAGAAAGGGAGAGCCCGCAGAGUGAGCCCACUGGGCAGGCAAGCAGCAACCCCCGCUGCGGGCCUCCCCUUCUGGACAAGAGGCCUGCCUGGUUGAAGUCAGGUGCCGCGCUGCCCUGAUGGGCUCAUGUGAGCUUCCUGGCUUCCCUGUGGGGAGGCCCAGCUCACACUCUGCUGGCAGGUGGGACAGCCACAUCAAAUUCCCAAGUGUCAGGGUGAGAGCGAUGUGGCCUCAAGCCCUGGUCAGCACUGUGUGUGCCCCCUCCUUAUCCUGAGGCUCCUGUCUGUAACCUGAGGGCUUUAUGUCACGCAUACCCCACCAUGUCAUGUAGAAGGUGCAGACUGAAACUGAGUCUGAAAAGGAAAAUGGAGCUGGCAUGAGGCUGGCCCGCACACGGACGCUCAGGCACUUGCUGCUGUAGAGGAGAGACAUUGUGCAGUGGGUCUGAAUGGGUCAGAAGCUGCUGCUGAUGCUAAGCCUGGAAGCCUCAGCCUCACUCUGUGCCUAGGAUGCCCAGGGCAGAGACUGCUAGCUUCAAGUGGGGGCUCAGUAAAGGCUGAAAGUGGCCGUGAUCUGAACUCCCCUGCCUGGCACACCUAGGGCGACCCACAGGUAACUGAGAAAGGAGGCUGGACUCCACUGCUCCCCAAAUAACAGCACAGAAAUAUUGAGUAGCAGGGCAGCGGCAGCGAGGCUCCUGGCUUGGCUGGCUGACUGAGGACAAGGCGUGGCUGGGUGAAAUCACAUGGCUGCCGAUGGUCUCGCCUGAAGUUGUGAAGGCUGUAAUCCAAGCCCCAGCCAAGCAAAAUUCUGCUGGGCUCCUUAGCUGUGAGCAGCGCCUGCUCCGGGCACAUCACCCUCUACAUGUGCAGAGGCCACUGCCCUUCCUGGGUGCCUGGGAGCUGUGUGUGUGUGUGUGUGUGUGUGUGUGUGUGUGUGUGACAGAGAGAGAGCCCCUCUGCCCGACCUCCACAGCAACCCCAUCUGGAAUGCGGAGCCACACAGGCGUCACUGGACUGCAGAGGCCGCUCUGAGGAAGCAGUUCUGUCGCACAGUCCCCAGAGCCCACAGGAGCUCUGCACGUGCUCGUGCACACACUACACAGAAGUAACUAAAGCAGCAAUUUGGUGUGGUGACGUUUGUAAAACGGAAAUUGGGCAAUGUCUCUGAUACUCUUUAGAGAGGUGGUUCUGUCGUCCUGCUGACAGUUGGGAGCAGUGGGAACGCUGUCCCUUGGAACAAUGUUAUCCACACCCGGUAUGCCUUUCUGUUUUCUUGGGGGCAGUGAAGGGGGCAGCCUGCCCACCCCAGUCUCAGAUCACUCAAGCCCUAUCCAACCGCCCAGCACCCAUCAGUGUCCCAAUCAGAGGCCCCCUUCUAUCCUGAUACUGUAACCAGAUCCCAGCUGUAAAUCAUCUAACAAGAAGGUCAGGCAGCUCACUCACAGGCACCACGGGAAACCCACCCUGGCCACUGCAGUAAGCGGGUUUGCAGAAAUGUUCAGAGCUCCAAAACUUCAGGAAUCACCACUGUCCUUUUAGAAAGUGAGAUGCAUGUACACAGGUUCCAGCCAGGUGAGACUGCACCUGCUAGUAACGGUCAACAGGUCAGCAAAGGUUAGCACCCAGCACCCAGAGAGUCCUUAACCUGUACUCAUGGCCAAGACUGGAAGACUUCCAUUUACGGCUGUCCCUGGCACACAGUACAAGGACUGUCACCGGUUCCCAGGCCCAGGCAGCCUGAAGCCUGCCAGCAGGCCUGCAAGGCUAGGAGAUAGCAGUGUCCCCUGGGUGCUGGGUGGGGCCCAGUCUACCUUUCCACCUCUGUCAUUCCAGGGACAACUCUGCCAGAAGCUAUCCUCAUGGCCAAUUCCAAAACCCAGAUUUAGUUUUACCUAAGUUUUUUGAAACUAAGUGGUAUAGUAGUUACAGAAGAAUUCUAUCUGGGGUAGCCGCUCCUGAUUUUUAUUUUAAAAGGUCCCCAACUUUGCCAUUAUCUGCUAGCAGAAGUCAAAGGUGGCUGAGCAAGGGACCCACGGUGCUGGAAACUGCAGCUGAAAGUGACUUUGUGUCGCCCCAGAUCUGCAAUGCUUAUGGAGAGGGCCUGAAGGAGGCACUAAUCUGAUGUCCCCUGUGUUGAACAGUCCCUGGGGUGACCUCCUGGCGGUCCAGGCAAGGUGUGGUCCUCCCCCCAGGAGCCUUCUUACAACAGAGAGAAGACGGUAAAGGAGAAGGAAGUCACAGCUUGCCCAUGUCAUUUGCCUUAUAUAAGAUUCGGCGCCCUGGAGAGAAAGACCCCUGGUGGCCUGGAAAAGAAAACAGCCAUGUGGAGGGACAGGGGUCUGCCACAGCUUCCAGGAGCAGAGUGUGGCCCCCAGCCGCAGGGGGCAGAGGGACAGGGACUCCCACACAUCCAGCCUAGAGAGACAGGCCCCUGUGGACACACGGUCCCUCCAGGGGACAUUCUUCGGCUGGGGACAUCCUCUGGGGGUAUUUCUCUUGGAAGGGGGGAUUCUCUGCGGGGAGAGAGGAAGACAUCCUUCCGAGGUACCCUGUCUGAUCUUCCGGGGAAACGUCCUCUGGGGGGCGGGUAGCCCUUGAGGACAUUUUCGGGAAGAUCUCCUAGGGUGGGCAUCCUUGCAAGACUGGGUGAGGCUAAUCCGCUUGGGUGGGCACCCAGGGGUUGGGGGGGGCGUUCGGCGAGGGGCAUCCUGCCGGGCGGACGUUGGGGCUUCUCCAGGAAGGAGGAGCGUUGUGCGCGGACGCGGGCGGAGCCUGGGCCGUUCCCCCCCCCCGCCCGUCCCACCCCGCCCCCCGCGCUUCCUCCGCUUUCGGUUUCGCUUCCGCCUCCAGAGCGGGCCCCGCCGCCGCCGAGCAUGGACGAUCCCGACUGCGACUCCACCUGGGAGGAGGACGAGGAGGACGAGGAGGACGAGGACGGCGAGGCCGCCGGCGCGGAGGACGCGGGGGACGACGACGAGGACGCGGAGGAGCCGCGGGCGGCGCGGCCCAGCGCGCUCCAGUCCAGGAUGAUAGGGUCCCGAAACUGGCGAGCCAUGCAGGACAUGUGCAGGUACCGGCACAACUACCCGGAUCUGGUGGAACGAGACUGCAAUGGGGACACACCCAACCUGAGUUUCUACAGAAAUGAGAUCCACUUCCUGCCCAAUGGCUGUUUCAUUGAGGACAUUCUUCAGAACUGGAAGGACAACUAUGACCUCCUUGAGGACAACCAUUCCUAUAUCCAGUGGCUGUUUCCCCUUCGAGAACCGGGAGUGAACUGGCAUGCCAAGCCCCUCACGCUCAGGGAGAUCGAGGUGUUUAAAAGCUCCAGGGAGAUCCAGGAGCGACUUGUCCGGGCCUACGAGCUCAUGCUGGACUUCUAUGGGAUCCGGCUGGAGGACCGAGGCACAGGCACAGUGGGUCGAGCACAGAACUACCAGAGGCGCUUCCAGAACCUGAACUGGCACAACCACAACAACCUCCGCAUCACGCGCAUCCUCAAGUCGCUGGGCGAGCUGGGCCUCGAGCAUUACCAGGCACCACUGGCCCGCUUCUUCCUGGAGGAGACGCUUGUCCGGCAAGAGCUGCCAGGCGUGCGGCAGAGCGCCCUGGACUACUUCAUGUUCGCCGUGCGCUGCCGACACCAGCGCCGGGAACUGGUGCACUUUGCCUGGAAGCACUUCCGGCCCCGCAGCAAGUUUGUCUGGGGUCCCCGGGACAAGCUUCGGAGGUUCAAGCCUAGCUGCCUGCCCUGUCUGCUCCAGGGCCCCAGGAAGGCGGAGGAAGAAGGAAACCCCAGGGACUCUGUCCACGAGGCCAGCACCCAGGGUCGGACCUGUGGGCCAGGGCACAGCAAGGGUGGGGACAGGGUGGACAAGGGGCCCCAGCCAUUGAGCGUGGAACCCCAGGAUGCGGGACCCCUGGAGAGAACCCAGGGGGAUGAGGCAGGGGGCCAUGGGGAAUAUGGGCUGGAGCCCCCCAGCCCCAAAGAGAGUAAGAAGAGGAAGCUGGAGCAGAGCCGGCGGGAGCAGCCCCCCACAGAGCCAGGCACACACACUCCCUCGGAGGUGGAGAAGAUCGCUCUGAACUUGGAGGGGUGUGCCCUCAGCCAGGGCAGCCUCAGGAUGGGGACCCAGGAAGUGGGCGGCCAAGACCCCAGGGAGGCCAUGCAGCCUUGCCCCCAACCCCGGGAAGCCAGGGUGGCUGACAAGGUGAGGAAGCGAAGGAAGGUAGAUGAGGGUGCGGGGAACAGUGCUGCUGUGGCCAAGGGUAGCACCCAGACCUUGGACCCUGCCAGGUCCCCUGCCCCAUUGGGGUGCCCCGAGGCUGGACACACUGAGAACCGGGUUGAGGAGGACACAGAAGGCACAAUGGGGCCCAAAGAAGGUGCCCCCGGGAGCCCAUCAGAGGGCCCAGGCCCCAGCUCUGCAGGCCCUGCAGGGGAUGAGCCGGCCGAGGCAGGGGAGGCAGCAGAGGUGCAGGACGCAGAGGUAGGGCUUUCCCCCAAGUCCGGGAAGCCUUAAGGAAAGGAAUGUCCAUCUCGGCGGCGGCAUGGCCUCACGGCCCUGCUGCAGGGGUCAGGGCCUCGGGAGUGACCUGCAGUGCCGUCCUCCUGUGGUGGCUGAUGCAGCAGCCACCAGCAGGUGCGAGGCCCCACCCUCAGGGAAGGCCACGGCCUGCACAAGUCGCCUGGCCUGGCUGUGUCUUCCCCGCCCAGCUCUUCCCUGCACCCCUGUCUUUGUAAAUUGUUCCUUUUGGGGUGGGGUGGGGUGGGGCAGGGCUGCUUUUCUUAGUCCAAAAAAAAGUGCCAAGCAAGGCCUUUUCUGAAUAAACUCGUUUGACUUUGA